Marmota flaviventris (yellow-bellied marmot) is the source of this 3399-nucleotide messenger RNA. RefSeq names its product zinc finger CCHC-type containing 24 (gene Zcchc24). Gene Ontology annotation, molecular function: nucleic acid binding; zinc ion binding. Lineage: Eukaryota; Metazoa; Chordata; Mammalia; Rodentia; Sciuridae. The record is from RefSeq and is a predicted model, not a curated record.
GCACAGGCUCCCCGGUGCCCGCCCCUCCGCUGGGAGGGGGGCGCGAGCGGGCGGCCGGGGAGGGGCCGGCACAGCCGCGGCAAAAUGAGCCUGCUGUCGGCCAUCGACACGAGUGCCGCCUCGGUGUACCAGCCGGCCCAGCUGCUCAACUGGGUCUACCUGUCGCUGCAGGACACGCACCAGGCUAGUGCCUUCGAUGCCUUCAGGCCAGAACCGCCCGCCGGCGCCGCGCCCCCGGAGCUGGCCUUCGGCAAGGGCCGCCCGGAGCAGCUGGGCUCGCCCCUGCACUCCAGCUAUCUCAACAGCUUCUUCCAGCUGCAGCGCGGAGAGGCCCUGAGCAGUAGCGCCUACAAGAGCGCCUCGCCCUACGGCUCCCUCAACAACAUCGCCGACGGCCUCAGCUCCCUCACUGAGCACUUCUCGGACCUGACCCUCACCUCUGAGGCCCGCAAGCCCAGCAAGCGGCCCCCACCCAACUACUUGUGCCACCUGUGCUUCAACAAAGGACACUACAUCAAGGACUGCCCCCAGGCACGCCCCAAAGGCGAGGGUCUGACACCAUACCAGGGCAAAAAGCGCUGCUUUGGCGAGUACAAGUGUCCCAAGUGCAAAAGAAAAUGGAUGAGCGGAAACUCCUGGGCCAACAUGGGACAGGAGUGCAUCAAGUGCCACAUCAACGUGUACCCGCACAAGCAGAGACCCCUGGAGAAGCCCGAUGGCCUGGACGUGUCUGACCAGAGCAAGGAGCACCCACAGCACCUCUGUGAGAAGUGCAAGGUCCUGGGCUACUACUGUCGCCGCGUACAGUGAGCCACCUGCAGCGCCCCCUGCCGGCCACGCUGCCUCCCCUGCGCUGCUCCCAGGGGCUGCAUGUCCCCUGGCCAGGGGGCUCUUGGGGUCUUUGUCUUGUGUGUGUUGACAAACAGUGUUACUGACAUUGCUGCCCCAACAGGCUGUGGGAGGAAGGGGCCCGGGGCUCUUCACAGCCUGGGGGUCUGUGGAGGCCUAGGUCCCAUAGAGUCCUUGGUGUUCCCCUGGCUCUUCUCUUCUGAGAGUCCCUUUGGAGUGAGCAGCCUUGUAUUGGCCACAAGUGCACUAAAUUUACUGUGAAUCCCAAAGCCUGCAGGGGACUACUUCCCCAAGACCAUCCAGGCCAGCUUCUCUCACCUAGAACCUUUCGAUUUGCCCUGUAUGAAAAGCCACUUUGGAAAGCCCUAUCAGUCAGUCCUAGGUAGCAACCACGGGGGGCAGAUGCUUCCUCCGCAGCUGCUGGGGAGCGGGCCUCUGUGCCCUGCCCACACCGAGCCCCAAACUUUGACCGUCUCUGAUGUCACUGCAUCACACCCAGGAGAUGCACCCGGGGGACCCAGAGGGCAGAGGCAGGACAGGGAUGGCUCUGAAUGAUGCUCCAAGGUAUGUCCUGGGGCAUGUGGGGAAGCACCCCAGUGACCCCCAGCAGCACUGCCCACCAACUGGGUGCUGUGAGCCCUGUUCCCUUUCCUUCCUCUUUCCUCCCACCCACACCAGGUGCUGCAAUCCCACCAGGCUGCCAGAUGUAGCACAGAAAAUACUCUGACAGGAAGGACACAGGCCUAGCAUUCUGGAGAUGUACCGUGUCACCUGGGGCAAGGACUUCUCAUCUCCAGCCUCAGUUUCCCCACGAGUUAAGCAAGAGAGUGACACUACAAAGCCUAGAAGUCCCCCAGCUCUGAUGUUCAAGAAGUAGGCUGGCCCCAGGCCAUCCCACAGAACAGAGAGCUUUUUUUGGAAGGAGUCCCCUGGAUGGUGGGCGACACCUCCAGGAGCCCUGUACUCCAUACCACUGCCCCUCACUGUGUCGCCUGGGGAGUCACAUUCUCCCCUGCUGCCCCUGCAACUCCGCUUUGACUGUUGUCUCCUCCCUGCAACCCCCCCCCAUCCUCCUAACCCAGGUCUCCCCAGCCCUCACUGGGGCAACCCUGAGACAAGCCACAGAACCUCUCAUUUGGAAAAAGGGGACAAUGAUUGCCUACCUCCCAAGGGAUCAGAGAGGCCUCUUGGCACAUCACAUGGUCAGGGAGACCACCGUUCUGGCAGGCAGGAGGGCGCCUCCUCUCUCCCCAGUGAGAAGCCCCAUUCCUAUUGUCCUCUCCGCCCCCCCCCCCCCACAGGGGGGAGGGAGAGAACUGGCUGCCAGGACUGGGUCGCUUGAUUUUGCCCCAACAUUUUGCCUCUGUGGGAAAAAAAAAAAAAAUCAGACCAUGAAAUGGGCCUGAAAUUCAGUGUUUACCACGACUCGAGGACACCCAUCCGGUGCCCAGUCGCCUUUUGUUUUCAAAUGAAAAUGCUUUGUGCAACUGAAGAGUUACAGUGAAGUGUUAACCAAGGGUCCAGGGAGCAAGUGGACGAGAUGGAGAGUAUCUGCAGCCCGCUGGCUGCAGGGAAGAUUUGGGGGCCAUAUCCUCUGAGCACUUAAGAGCCGUCUUUGAGCUCCCUCCCUGCUGAUUGUAGGGGUGGGGGAUGGACUGAGCACCCAGCCACCUCUAGGGAUUGUCUCUGAGGCUGCCCCAGCCCAGCUGCCUUGUUUGGGUGACCUGGGUGGCCUUGGCCCAAAGCUUUUGUCCCCAAGGAAAAGCUGUUGCUGUCAGUCAUCCUACUGGGCCUCCAAAGAGAAACUUUGCCUUGGUGGCAGUAUGCUAACCUCCACUGUGAGGACAUGCCAGACAUGGGGACCGUUGGCCCAAGGAUGCCUGGGGCCUGCCAACUGGGCUGCAAAGGUAGGGAAGCCCACACCCUUAAAAGAACCGGGAUUCCAGAGCACAGGAGGCCAGAGCCAGCAAGAGAUGGCCUCUCACCCCAUAGUGGCCUUUUUGGCGGCCAUUGUCCUGACAUCUGUGCAGCAGGGGCUGGGCUAUCCCUCCUGGGUGGCCCUUGGAGGCUCUUCGAGGUCAGCAGGACACACUGCUGUCUGGGCCAGUGCUGUGAGAAUUAAGUGCUCAGUGGACCUGGGAGCCCAGGAGACAAGAAAGUGUUGUGGUUUUAGUAUGUUCAAAAGGGACAACCGCUUGCAGUCAGUAGAUCUAGCGAUCUAGUUGGGAGAUAAUGGUGUUUACCCCCCAUGAAGUAUUUGAUAGCUCUACUUGUGAAUUUGUAUUUAUUUUGCAUUAUACUUGACACAGAAUUCCUUUUUUUAAAAAACAAAAAUACUAUGUGUGUAUUUUGGAAAAAAAAAAAACUCAUAGAUGUUAAAAUUUCUGCACAGUUACCAGUUUUUCUCACAACACUGAAUUUGGUAGCUUUUCCCGAAAAAUCUUCACAGUGAUUUUUGUCUGUAUAUAUUUGAGGGCCUUUUUUUAAAAAAAAAGAAAAAAGAAAAAUAUGUUUGCCUGAUUUUUUUGAGACAAAAAAAAAAAAAAAAAG